GGGUUAAAAAACAAAAAGAAAUGAAAUGAAACAAGUAAACAUAACUUUACUUCAACAUUAUUCAACGGUGCCAUCUAUUUAAACUUCAUUGCGGCGAAGAAAACUUUAACUUUCAAAAUGGUUCCGUAUGGUGGUAUAAUAAUCGUUUUCCCGAUGACGAAUUUUGCAUAUCAAAUGUUUACAGUGUUGACGCACCCGGGUUGGUCGUUUGGGAAUGGAUCUGUCACCAACUCUUCCGUCCCUCCGAAAAAUUAUACGAUACGAUCUGCAUAAGUUCAUGUACAUUAUUUUUGUCGCGCGUGGGUGAAUAGGGUUUCGUGACUUAUACGUUACACUUACUAUUUUCAAACGUCUUUUUUGUUUUCCAUCGUCCAUAAUCCUCGUGGAUUUUAUAAGAAAACCAAGUGGAGGAAGAAGACUGAAGUACACGCGAAAGAAUGAACGACAUGGAAGCCUAUGGUGAUGGAUACAUGGAGCCCGAGGAAGAGUGGGAACGAGAAGGAUUACUUGAUCCAGCUUGGGAAAAACAACAAAAAAAAACAUUCACAGCAUGGUGCAAUUCGCAUCUUCGAAAAGCUGGUACAUCGAUAGAUUCAAUCGAAGACGAUUUCAGAAAUGGCUUAAAACUUAUGUUGUUAUUAGAAGUAAUUUCGGGUGAGACAUUACCAAGACCCGAUCGUGGAAAAAUGCGUUUCCAUAAAAUUGCCAAUGUCAACAAAGCUUUAGAUUAUAUUGCUAGUAAAGGUGUAAAAUUAGUAUCCAUUGGAGCAGAAGAAAUCGUUGAUGGCAAUUUAAAGAUGACUUUGGGUAUGAUUUGGACGAUAAUUCUUCGUUUUGCAAUUCAGGAUAUUUCUGUAGAAGAAAUGACUGCAAAGGAAGGUUUAUUAUUAUGGUGUCAACGAAAAACAGCUCCUUACAAGAAUGUCAAUGUUCAAAACUUCCAUUUAUCAUUCAAAGAUGGUCUUGCUUUUUGUGCUCUUAUUCAUCGUCAUCGCCCAGAUCUUAUCGAUUAUAAUCGAUUAAGUAAAGAUAAUCCAUUGGAGAAUCUUAAUACAGCAUUUGAUGUUGCUGAAAAGUAUCUUGAUAUCCCACGCAUGUUAGAUCCAGAUGACAUGCGAAGUACGGCAAUGCCGGACGAAAGAGCUGUGAUGACCUACGUUUCCUCAUACUACCAUUGUUUCAGUGGAGCACAAAAGGCCGAAACUGCAGCAAAUAGAAUUUGCAAAGUGUUGAAAGUUAAUCAAGAAAAUGAACGUUUGAUGGAAGAAUACGAAAGAUUAGCUUCUGAUCUUUUAGAAUGGAUUCGAAGAACUAUGCCUUGGUUGGCUAGUCGACAAACUGACAAUUCUCUAGCAGGUUGUCAAAAAAAACUCGAAGAAUAUAGAACUUAUCGUCGUAAACACAAGCCUCCACGUGUUGAACAAAAAGCUAAACUUGAAACAAAUUUCAAUACACUUCAAACAAAACUUCGGCUAAGCAAUCGACCAGCAUACAUGCCUACCGAAGGCAAAAUGGUUUCGGAUAUUAAUAAAGCUUGGAAAGGUCUUGAGUUAGCCGAAAAAGCUUUUGAAGAAUGGCUUCUGUCUGAAAUGAUGCGUUUAGAACGUUUGGAGCAUUUAGCACAAAAGUUUAAACAUAAAGCUGAUGCACAUGAAGAUUGGACAACAGGUAAAGAAGAGAUGUUGACAUCUCAGCACUUCCGUCAGUGCAAGCUUAACGAACUUAAAGCGUUAAAGAAGAAGCAUGAAGCUUUUGAAUCUGAUCUAGCUGCCCAUCAAGAUCGUGUUGAACAAAUUGCGGCUAUUGCUCAGGAACUCAAUACAUUAGAGUACCAUGACAGCGCUUCCGUAAACAGUAGGUGCCAACGUAUCUGUGAUCAAUGGGAUCGUUUAGGAACUUUAACGCAACGUAGACGACAAGCUCUUGAUGAAGCUGAACGAAUUCUUGAAAAAAUUGACGUACUCCAUUUAGAAUUCGCAAAACGUGCUGCGCCAUUUAAUAAUUGGUUGGAUGGAACAAGAGAAGAUUUAGUUGAUAUGUUUAUUGUUCAUACAAUGGAAGAAAUUCAAGGUUUAAUGGACGCUCAUGCGGCAUUCAAGGCUACUCUUGGUGAAGCCGAUAAAGAGUACAACUCGAUUGUGGGUCUAGUUCGUGAAGUUGAAUCUAUUGUCAAACAAUUCCAGAUUCCUGGUGGACUUGAAAAUCCAUACACGACACUUACAGCUUUAGAUCUUACGAAAAAAUGGAGUGAUGUAAGGCAGCUGGUGCCACAACGUGAUGGUACACUUCAAGCAGAAUUACGUAAACAGCAAAAUAAUGAACUUCUCCGAAGGCAAUUUGCUGAAAAAGCUAAUGCCGUUGGUCCAUGGAUUGAACGACAGCUUGAUGCAGUCACUGCUAUAGGUCUCGGACUUCAAGGUACACUUGAAGAUCAAUUACAUCGUCUCAAAGAAUAUGAACAAGCAGUUUAUCAAUACAAAGCACAUCUUGAAGAACUUGAAAAGAUUCAUCAAGCAGUUCAAGAAGGAAUGAUUUUCGAGAAUCGGUACACGCAAUACACAAUGGAAACAUUACGUGUUGGGUGGGAACAGUUAUUGACGUCUAUUAACCGUAAUAUCAAUGAAGUUGAAAACCAAAUUCUUACCCGUGAUUCCAAGGGUAUUACACAAGAACAAUUGAAUGAAUUUCGCAGUAGUUUCAAUCAUUUCGAUAAGAAUCGAACUGGUCGAUUGGCUCCUGAAGAAUUUAAAUCGUGCCUUGUAUCCCUUGGUUACUCAAUUGGUAAAGAUCGUCAAGGUGACAUUGAUUUCCAACGUAUUCUUGCAAUCGUUGAUCCUAACAGUUCAGGAUAUGUUCAAUUUGAUGCCUUUCUUGAUUUUAUGACGCGCGAAUCAACAGAUACUGACACUGCGGAACAAGUUAUAGACAGCUUCCGUAUACUUGCUGGUGACAAGCCAUACAUUUUGGCUGAUGAAUUAAGGAGAGAAUUACCACCUGAUCAAGCUGAAUACUGUAUUCAGCGAAUGCCACCUUUCAAAGGACCUAAUGCUCAGCCUGGUGCCCUUGAUUAUCGCUCCUUCUCAACGGCUCUAUAUGGGGAAUCAGAUCUUUAAAAUUUUAAUAAUAAUAUAAUUAUAAGAUCGUUUUAUGAUCUUUGAAUGUCAGAAAAACAACAAAACAUUUUACAACUAAUCAUCCGUGACUGACAACAAAAAAUUUAUUAUAAAUGUAAAAUCAUUACAGUUUUUACCGCUUACAUGUACAUUCAAUGAAUACAAAGCUUCCAACGUACGCCCCGAAAUAAUGGUGUGAUAAAAAAAACUAUAAUUAAUAUAUAUUUUUAGUCAAUAAAUAACGAGCGCUACUUUUUAAGGCAUUAAAUUUGUUUGCCAUAUAUUUUUAGCCAAUUAAUAAUCGAUUGGCUUUUAAAACUUUACAUUGAUGAAUUUUUUCGUAAAAAAAAACCUGAUUGUUAUUAUUAUUAUUAUUUUAUUUUUUUUUUUUUAUAGUUUUUAUUUUUAAAAUUUCUCUUUAUUUUAUUUAUUUUAUUCUUUUUUUUUUUUUUUUUUAAUUUUUUGAAGUCUAAUAAGAAAAGUGCUUAUAGACUUGAUAAAAUGGAUAAUCGAUAAUAAACAUUAAGAUAAUCAUGCAUACUAAAUAUAUAUAUAAAGACUAAUAUCAAACUAUUAUAAAAUAUAAUCAAUUUCACAUAUCGAUUAUCAAGAAUACAGAGCUUUUGCUCGCGAUCAAAAUACGAUAACUAUUUGACAAAAAAAAAAAUGCACAGCCCAACGAAGUAAGCGAAUGAAUUUGAUUCAAAGAUAAAAGUAAUAACUAGCCACUAAUAAAAUGUAUUUUAUUAACCUUAUAUAUUAAGAUAAUUAGACGCACUUGAUGCGGUUACAAAAGAAGUAAAGAAAAAAAAAAGAGAGAGAGAGAGAGAGAGAGAAACAAAUUUAUUUAUUUAUUUAUUUGUCGUAUCAAUAUAAUGAUAACGAAACGUAAUGGAGAAAAAAUAAUUUUUUCUCAAACUAUUUAUUUUUAUAAAUAUCUUAGAUGCGACGUCUCAACGUAUAUAUCAAUAUCAAAAUCAAAUUUUAAAAAAUUAUUAUCUUUGUACAAUAAAUGAUUUUUAAACAAGUGAAAAAAUAAAAAAAAAGUUUUCAAUUAAAUAUUUUAAAAAUAAAACCAACGAAUUUAUCAUGAUAUUAAUCAUCCAUUAUGUGUAUCAUAUAUUACAAUUGAUACAAAUGAGAGUAAUAAAUUAUUUAUAUUUUGUUUGGCUUCUUUAGGCUUCACGCUUUCUUCUUAUUAUUUAAAAAAUCUUUAAUGAUAUAUAAUAAUUAUAUAUAUAUUAUUUUUAAUUUUAUUACGUAUUAUCUUGUUCGCUUUUAUUUAAUUUAUAGGAAAAUAGGACAACGCUGAAUUUACGAAAAGAUUAUACCAUACAUGAAAUCUGGAAUUGUUUUUUUUUAAAUAUGUAUCGAAAAAUCACCCAUACUACGCAUACGCUCGCACAAUCGCAUUAUUGUCAUUUAUUUAAGUGUACGAUAACAUUGUAAUUAUAUCUAACUUUAUCUCAUAUGAAUAAUUAUUUUUCGUUAGGCUCAUUAAUAAACUCUGUUUCACAAAAAUAAUGCAACAUAAAUAAAUGUCAUUGUAUUUUGAGCGAAAAAGACUUUGAGGAAUAAACAAAUAAUAAAAAAUUU
Microplitis demolitor is the source of this 4709-nucleotide messenger RNA. RefSeq names its product alpha-actinin, sarcomeric (gene Actn). Gene Ontology annotation, biological process: muscle cell development; actin cytoskeleton organization. Gene Ontology annotation, cellular component: cell projection; plasma membrane; Z disc. The record is from RefSeq and is a predicted model, not a curated record. Bases 438 to 3113 code for a protein of 891 amino acids. The transcript has 9 exons. Gene Ontology annotation, molecular function: calcium ion binding; actin filament binding. NCBI's taxonomy places the organism in Eukaryota, Metazoa, Arthropoda, Insecta, Hymenoptera, Braconidae.